Molecule: messenger RNA, 465 nt
Organism: Ostertagia ostertagi
Lineage: Eukaryota; Metazoa; Nematoda; Chromadorea; Rhabditida; Trichostrongylidae
Source: the annotation of a GenBank genome assembly
GUAAGCGUUGUUCAAAUCGCAGACAUUUGCCUUUUUACGACUGCCUCCUACACAUGUGAAGUUGCACGGGUUGAAAGCGCUGAAGGCUUCCCAGUUGGACCUGGGGCCACGCUUUCAAAAGUGUACUCCGUCUGCCCGUUAUUGCGUAACAAUAAGGAUAAACGAGGUUUAGCAUUGGAUGGGCAGUUGAAACACGAAGACACGAAUCUUGCUUCGAGUACAAUAAUGCAACCGUCAACGACGAAGGAGAGCCUAGGCAUUGUUGUUGCUUAUCGAGUCAAAAUACGAGCUGCGAUUGCUGGACCGCUCGGCGGAGAACUAGUGGCUGAGCUCCCGUUUACCUUGACGCACGCCAAACCAGCUGAAACCCCCGAAAGAAGGGAACGGCCUAUAGCAAGUCGACCCACGCAAGGAGAUACGGGUCCCGAUCCAUUGGACAUUGACUUGAUACAGCUUAAUGAAGAA